This is a messenger RNA of Anopheles stephensi (Asian malaria mosquito), 4547 nucleotides long. Its product is annotated as insulin-like peptide receptor. The record is from RefSeq and is a predicted model, not a curated record. Lineage: Eukaryota; Metazoa; Arthropoda; Insecta; Diptera; Culicidae. The transcript is spliced from 6 exons. The coding region runs from base 37 to 3384 and encodes 1115 amino acids. Gene Ontology annotation, molecular function: protein binding.
UCGCGUUGUCGAUCGUCGUGCGAUUCCGCGGGCGAGAUGCGUAGAUUUCAUAUCGCGGGCCAAAGGGGAGGGCUUUUUUUUUUCUUCGGUCAGUUCACGUCCGAACGCCGUACAGUCAGGAUUGCCGUGCGAGCGUCUCAGGUGGAGUGGUUGCAGAUUUUUGUUUGUUUGUUUUUUGUUUCUCACCCACUUUCGGAACAAUUAAAACUGUCCCGCGGUCCCGUGUGCCUCAUUAUGAUGGCGCUGAAGGGUUCAGGGUUGAUGGUGCUGCUGGGGUGGGCUUUAGCCGUGCGGUGUGUGCAUUCCGUGCGCGUCUCUCGUGAUGCAAUCGAAAGUGUGCCGGACGGUAGCAGCAGCAGCAGCAGCAGCGGCAGCAUAUCGUCAGCGCGCGGUGCCGACGACGAGACCGAUGAUAAUGACCCGCGGUGCACGAACGUUGACAUACGGAACGAUCUGCGCCGGCUUUCGGAGAUCGAAAAUUGCACCGUGAUCAGUGGGUUCUUUCAAAUGGUUCUGCUCGAUCGUGUCCCGGCCGAGGAGUUCGAAAAGUAUCGAUUCCCCAAGCUAAGAGAGGUGACCGGAUACAUGCUGUUCUUUCGCGUCAUCAACCUUACCACGCUGCGCCGACUGUUUCCCCAGCUGGCGGUCAUCCGGGGCCAACAGUUGAUCGGCAACUAUGCGCUGGUGUUUUACUAUAUGGAAAACAUGAUCGAGGUUGGCCUGAAAAGCUUGAUCGCGAUCCAGCGUGGGUUCGUGUACACUCUUCACUGCCCUCAGCUUUGCCAUCUUGAUACGAUCGAUUGGGCAGCAAUCAGCGGGCUGGACAAUAACACGAAGAACCUUAACUCGUUCGAACCACCGAAGUCGGUGUGCAACAAGUCGGAGGUGUGCCGUUCCUGCGAGCCAAAGUUUUGCUGGGGCAGCGAAAGCUGCCAAAAGUUCUACAAGGGAUACAAUUUUAAUCGUCGAAUUAAAUGUCACCCACAGUGUAUCGGAGGCUGCAAGGGUACGGCCGCAACGGAAUGUAACGUUUGUCGCGGGCUAAAGGAGGGCCGGCAGUGUGUGGAGCAAUGUUCUGCCGAUAAACUAAUGUACCGGCAGACGAAGCGUUGCAUCACGAAGGAAACCUGCCUCAACCGCGGAGGACUGCUCUUCCUGAACGAGUGUGUGCUCGAGUGUCCCGCCGGCUACAGCGCCACCAACGUCGACCAAGAGGAGGCCGACUUUUCCAUCCACAAGUGCUAUCCCUGCCGGCACCGUUGCCCGAAAGUGUGCGACGGUACGGAAAUUAUGUACCUUUCCGAUGCGGACCGUAUGCGCGGUUGUACGAUCGUGAACGGUACGCUGCACAUCCGGCUGAAGGAAGAUCAUCCCAAUCUGCUGGAAGAGCUACGCAACGGGCUGGGCGAUAUAGAGGAGAUAAUGGGCAUCCUGAAGGUGUUCCGGUCGAACUACAUCUCGUCGCUCGAGUUUCUCGCCAGUCUGGAAAUCAUUCACGGCCAGUACGGGAACGAAAAUUCCAACUUCUCGCUGAUGGUGUACGAAAACAGCAACCUGCAGCGGCUGUGGAACUUUGAGCAGAAAACCUCGCUCCGGCUGAUGACGCGCAGCAUGUACUUCCGCAACAACGAGCUGCUGUGCAAUGCGCACAUUAAGCUGCUGCAGAAGGUGGCCGAGUACGACAAUGCGAGCGAUACGAUCGACUGGAACUCGAACGGGUACAUGCAGGCGUGCCACGUGCAACCGUUUCACGCCCGGUACGAGGUUGUGUCGAGCCGGGUCGUGACGGUGUUCUGGUCGAAGCACAGCUUCAAAACGCACCACCGGCUGCAGGGCUACCUGCUCUACUACAUCCGCACGAACGUGGACAAGUCGCCGUACGAGGGGCGGGAUCUGUGCUCCAAGUUCGGUUGGAAGUCGCGGUACGUCGCGCUCGAGAACGUGCACAUCGUGGGCAGCUUUUACGCGCACAAUCUGACCCGGCUGAAGCCGUACACCCGGUACGCGUUCUACGUGAAGGCGUACUACAACGAAUCGUUCAACAGUGCGACGGACCUGGUCGGGCUGUCCGACAUGCAGUACUUCCGGACGGCCAAGGAUCGACCGAUCUCGCCGCUGCACAUGCGCACCGCACGCAAGAACGACAGCACGAUCACGCUCACCUGGCGCAUCCUGCCGUCCGAGCAGGCGAUGGUGCAGCAGUACCACGUGGACGUGUUCAUCCAGCCGGACGAGCAGCGCAAGUUCGACCAGCGGAACUACUGCACCGAUCCGCAUCAGCAACCGCGCCCGGCCCACCACGACCAGUGGCAGUGGCAGUGGCCGGCGGCGGCGGCGGACGUUUGCUCGGAAGAAUCGUGCUGCGGCCAGCUGCAGUACGAGCAGGAGCUGGAAGAGGAGGAGGACGAGGACGAGGACGAGGAUGAGCUGACCGAGCCGGACGAUUUCUUUAGCGAGCAAAACUCGAUGGAAAACGGUGGCCGUAUUGGGGGCCGGCGCCGAAGGAAACGUUCCGUGGACGCUUCCAUCAGCUUCGAGCUGAGCAUGCUAAAGCUGCUGAAGGAGGCCGACACGGAGGUGGAUCAUUACGAGCGCCGGAUGCGCCGUGAUGCGGACGGCGGCGAGGUCGAGCUGGUGAAUCGCGUUUCCUACCAAGACUUUACGACGGACAACUACGAGCACACGGUGGCCGGGCUGCGGCCCUUCACCCGGUACGUGUUUCAGCUGUUUGCGUGCAGCGAAAACGUGACCAGCUCCUGCAGCUCGUACAGUCUGUACACGGACCGUACCAACCCGUCGCCGCACGUCGAUCGGGUUCGGGUGACCAUGGAGACGGAUGCUGCUACCAAUGCUUCGACCGUCGUCCGGAUGACUCACGCCGAUCGGAUCGUGCUACACAUUCCCGAACCGACCGAAGUGAACGGGCUGCCGGUGGCUUACCGCGUGGAAGUGCAGGCCAUCAACGGCACUGACCUCAAACGACGGUCGGAAUGCUUUACCAGGCUGCAGCACGAACUGCACCACUACCGGCACACGGUUACGAACGUUCGGCCAGGGGAGUAUUUGGUACGGGCGCAGGUUAUCUCACUGGCAGGAGCGGGCCCAUUCUCCGAGUGGAUGUUUGUGCGUGUGCUGGAACCGCUGGUAGAAUCCAGCCACACGCACGGGCACACCGGACUGCGGGAUGGGUUGAUUGCGCUCGCUGUACUGCUGGUGAUUGGGAUCGGGCUGGGGUUGGCUUACUUGCGCCGGGAGCGUUUCUGGUGGUGCCGUCGUCGUUCUCGUUGGGGUGGUUCGAAACGGGAUGACAAGAUUCCGCUCGCCAUCAACGACGGCAAUCAGAUCAAUCUGGACGAUGGGUUUGUUAACUGCCCGCUGAAGUAACGUGUGGCGGUGUGGAUGCUUUCGCUUUUAGUGCUAGGAGAGAAGGUUUUACAGGAACGGUUCCAUGACAAAUGCUCGCUCGAAUUGUGUGCCAUUUCAUGUGCCGGAUGUGGCGGAGGAGCCUGUUUAAGGAGGCGUUUGGACAUCAUUUGACCAUUAUAUAGUUCAUAGCCAUUAGGCAUAAGUAAUGGAAGGAAGGGCGGCGCCCCGGCCCGGUAGAUCACGUCAGGACCUCGGGGCUCAAAUCCCAUCUGGAACGUUCCUCCGAAGUGAGAACUGGCUAUCCAGCAACGUGGUAUCAAUAAGGUCAAGAUGAAAGAGCUUUAAAACUGGACUCUCUCGCUAAAGUCCGAAGCUUCAGAAAACAGAAAGACAUCUUGGAGGAUUACAGGGGAAAGCAUCACAAAACUGAACCAACUGAGAGCUAGGGUCAGACCAAAAAACCACCAACGGUUGAGGAAGUUACCGAUCACGAGUCAGUUUUUUUUAAGUCAGCCAAGAGAGCCAUUCAAAAUGACAUGAAAACACAUCCUCGCACCAAUAGCUACGGCGUCGCUAACUCAAAACCUUGCCAGAUUCCUUCCAAUUUUAAUCAGGGGUUUUGCCAGUGUUUCGCCUGUAAUGUGUGUUGGGUCAAGUAGCUCUUUUUAAAGAGGAGAGGGCAACUCUGCUCACUAACAUGUGAGAGAGGUGAGGCCUCCCGGUAGCUCCACACUAACUGAGGCUGAGGAGGUCGGAGAGCGCGCUCAGAGCCCGCAUUUUAUUAAGGCGAGGCCUUCCGGUAGCUCUCGAGCCCACACACCCAACACAAUCAGUACGCCAUUUUAGUGCAUUUAUUCUGUAGGGUAAGGAUUAAGAUAUUCCUGUGCUAGAAUUAAGACAAGCUCAAUAUUAGGCACUUUGGAGCGAGAUUUGAGGUGGGAAAGAAAUCACCGGAAAAGACGAACAAGACGAACUAGAAUUGUUUGACUUUUCUGCUUGAGGUAAUUGUUGGCCAGAAGGAUAUUUUACGCUUAUUGGACAUUUUAACAUGAUUUUAUCCUUUUUCAUCCUCAGCAUGUCAUACCGCUAUAUGAAGGCUAUUCCAUCACACACCAUUCAUGCAGCAUUUGUAGUGCAUUUUGUUUGUUUCUCUAUUCAAUAAAAUGUUCCUUCAUCUUCGA